Lacerta agilis (Sand lizard) is the source of this 1918-nucleotide messenger RNA. RefSeq names its product fatty acyl-CoA hydrolase precursor, medium chain-like. Bases 127 to 1830 code for a protein of 567 amino acids. The record is from RefSeq and is a predicted model, not a curated record. Lineage: Eukaryota; Metazoa; Chordata; Lepidosauria; Squamata; Lacertidae. The transcript is spliced from 16 exons.
UGAGAGAGCACCUUGGAGGAUGGUUGGUAACGUUAACCAGGGGAAAUGCAGGACGGACAUUGGGUCUGACCUACGAGAAGCGGCAGUUCCGUAAGCCUCAGGCAUCUGAGUGGGCUGAAGAUUUCGAUGGCUGGCUCAAUGGCUUGGUUGCUCCCUCUGAUCCUGGUCUCCUGGGCCACUGUUUUGGCAGCUGAAGGCCAAAAUCCUGCUCCUCCACAAGUGCUUACCAAGAAUGGGAAGCUCCAGGGCCAGCAGGUCCAAGUCAAUGGUGCUGAGAGAAAGGUGGAUGUUUUCCUUGGAGUCCCCUAUGCAAAGCCACCUCUUGGGCCAUUACGGUUUUCCCAACCGCAGCUGGCAGAACCUUGGAGCAAUCUAAGAGAUGCAACUUCCUACCCACCAAUGUGUCUGCAGGAUCCAGAGGUGGGACAAAUGCUGUCAGAUAUGUUUACUAACAAAAAGGAAAAGGUCUCUUUGAAUAUUUCUGAGGAUUGUCUGUACUUAAACAUCUUCACCCCGGCUCAUUCUGACAAGAACAGCAAGUUACCAGUGAUGGUCUGGAUCCAUGGAGGAGGAUUGUUGGUGGGUGCAGCGUCCACAUACGAUGGGUCUGCGUUAGCGGCUUUUGAAAACGUGGUGGUGGUGGCGAUUCAAUACCGGCUGGGCAUUCUGGGUUUUUAUAGUACUGGUGAUGAGUUUGCACGUGGAAACUGGGGCCUCCUGGAUCAAGUGGCAGCUCUCCAGUGGAUCCAAGAGAACAUUGCAUUCUUUGGAGGAGAUCCUGGAUCAGUUACUAUAUUUGGAGAGUCUGCAGGUGGAUUCAGUGUUUCUGCCCAUGUCAUAUCUCCUCUGUCAAAGGGUUUGUUCCACAAAGCCAUCUCUGAAAGUGGCGUUUCUGUCAUGGAUGCUAUCAUAGAGGUUAAUCCACAAGAGUUUGCAAAGAAAAUUGCUGCAACCGCUGAUUGUCCGACAUCCAGCUCAGUCGAGAUGAUUCGUUGCCUCAAGGGAAAGACGGAGAACGAGAUCCUACAGACGACUCUCAAGAUGGAUUUCACCAGAUUGCAUCUUGGCGCAGAAGAAAAACACACUGUGUUCUACAUUGCAAGUGUUGAUGGUGUAUUUCUUCCAAAAAAACCCAAGGACCUCCUUGAAGAGAAAAGGAUCAAUAAUGUUCCAUACAUCAUAGGCGUCAAUAAUCAUGAAGGAGGAUGGAUUAUUCCUAAUAUGCUGCAGUUGCCGGAUGCCACGAAGGGGCUUGACAGAGAGAUGGUCACUCUUGUGCUGCGCAGCUCAGAGCAAAUCUUGGGUGUUGCUCCGGAGCACGUUCCUAUAGUUGCCAAUGAAUAUCUGAAGGAUGUUAGUGACCCUGUACAGCUCAGGGACCAACUUCUCGAGCUGCUAGGAGAUGUGGUAUUUGUGGCUCCAGCCAUUCUAACAGCGAAUCUCCACAGAGAUGCUGGUUACCCAGCCUAUGUGUAUGAAUUUCAGCACCGUCCAAGUUCAUCCUUGGGCUUUAGACCAGACUAUGUUAAAGCGGACCAUGGAGAUGAAAUUGUCUUUGUCUUGGGGAAACCUUUCUUAGCAGGUGAUGCUACAGAGGAAGAGAAAAGGCUGAGCAAAACUGUGAUGAAGUAUUGGGCUAAUUUUGCUCGCAGUGGGAACCCGAACGGUGCUGGCCUGGUGAACUGGCCCCUGUACGAUGCGGCUGAACAAUAUUUGGAAAUAGGCUUAAAGCAGAAGCCGGCAAAGAAGCUGAAGGAGCAAGCUGUUAACUUUUGGACCAGGAUCUUACCUGAAAAAAUAGCUGAAAUCCAAAGGCGAACUGAAUUAUAAAUCCUUAACCAGGCUCAGGUUGCUCCAACACAGGAGAUACUUUUUGUUUCACUGGAAAUGAUUUCACAGAGAAUUGUUAUCCACAGUU